Messenger RNA from Talaromyces atroroseus, 2472 nucleotides. RefSeq lists its product as hypothetical. NCBI's taxonomy places the organism in Eukaryota, Fungi, Ascomycota, Eurotiomycetes, Eurotiales, Trichocomaceae. Gene Ontology annotation, cellular component: nucleus; spindle; kinetochore. The record is from RefSeq and is a predicted model, not a curated record. The transcript has a single exon. Bases 1 to 2472 code for a protein of 823 amino acids. Gene Ontology annotation, biological process: chromosome segregation; protein localization to kinetochore; meiotic spindle assembly checkpoint signaling. Gene Ontology annotation, molecular function: ATP binding; protein serine/threonine/tyrosine kinase activity; protein serine/threonine kinase activity.
AUGGCCACCGAGGCUUCGCCAACUCCUAUAUCAUCUGCUCACAGACUCGGCGGUGUGCACCAUCGAUUAUCCCGGUCCUCACUUCUAUUGCGACAACAGCAGAGCCGUACUUCACCUGCGACACAGAACGGGGCUUCUGUCAAUGGACAUGACACUAAGAACUACGAUGGUGAGAGCUCAGACGAUGAAGUGGUUCCCGAGCCCAAAUUCAGUGCCUCGGUCAAGGCGCUAUUAGAAGGAGAGGUUAUGGAUCCUUCACCACAUCAGGAGACCAGCGCGAAGCGACAUAGUAGUAUCGCCACUAGAGACUUUGCAUCUAUGCGACCGGAAAGGCACGUCCGAGUGGCCUCUCCUCAUGAUUCAUCAAAUGGCAGUCCCGCUCCCCGGGUUGUGCGACUUAGCUCUGUCAGAGUUUCAUCGUCCAAGGCUGAAAACUCCAAUUCGGAUGAGCAAAGCUACUUGAAAGAUAUGAUUACGCCAGCUCCGCGAACACGCAGUGUUCGCAUUACUGGCUCCAGGAGUGCUACACGUUCUCCACUUUCCAAUUCACCAAGCCACAAGUCUUCCGGCAAGGCAGUGUCCAGCGGCCAGAAGUCUACAGAGGCUCUGAAUGACGACGACUAUGUCCCACGCCUGGGAGCUUCUUCAGUUUUGAGAUCUCGUGCUGGCGAAGAGGCUGGCAUGCAUAGCUCUCUUCGAGUAAAGCGAGUUGGUAGACUUACCGGUUCUUUCUUGAAUGGCCCCGCUAGACGGGGUGUUUUGCGCAGGCAAAGUGAAGAAAUAGAGGAGAAGCCUGAAGCUGAUGGCCAAAGUCCGGAAAGAGACGCACCAGAGAACCUAGGUUCUCUGCAUUAUGCCAGAGAAGGGAAUGGCUCAUCCAGUCGACCCGUUAGAACAGCGUCUUCACCGAAACUAUCUUGGAUAGACUCCGAUCCACGAAUUUUGGAAAAACCCGCACCAGCCGUUCCCCGUUCUAAUGUAGAUAUGCCCUUCUCUAGGGCAGCAUCACCCAAGUCCUCUCGCUCCAGAUCCACUCCAGGGACAACCUCAGAAGGCUCUGUAAAGUCGGGAAGUGGAAGUGAGCAACCUCAAUAUCGUGUACCACCUCCGAAAUUGCCUUCCGCGCAAGAUCAAGAAAAUGACCCUCCCCCUACUUUUAAAAGAGUCAAAUCAUCGGGACUCAGUCUUCUGGACAAGCCCGAAAAAUAUUCUGUUAUAUGUGACGAUGAUAACAAGGAACGGGAACAACAACAACAACAACCCGCAACAGUAUCCCCUCGGAAACCAUUGACCUCACGAAGUAACAACACACCACGUAAAACAGCUCCGCCGCCACCAAAGAUGUCUGUUUUGGAAACAGCUACAGCAACAGGGGGCGCAGCAACAACUACAUCACAGUCCCGAAAAAAGAGAAGUCAAGUGGUAAUUAACCACAAAGGGUUUACUCGCAUGGAUUGUGUCGGACGCGGAGGCACCUCUCGCGUUUACCGUGUCAUGGCUGAGAACUACAAAAUAUUUGCUCUCAAGCGAGUGAAUUUGGAGGAUGUCGAUCGGGUUACUUUGGCAGGCUACAAGGGCGAGAUCGAUUUGCUCAAGAGAUUGGAAAAUGUCGACCGCGUUGUGCGACUUUUCGAUUGGGAAAUCAACUCCGAAAAACAUGUUCUCAGUAUACUGAUGGAGAUUGGAGAAUCGGACUUGGAAAAGAUUUUGACUUAUCGGUUGAACGCGGAUGAUGCCGUGUUUGAUCCAAGUUUCACACGCUUCUAUUGGAAAGAAAUGCUGGAAUGUGUUCAGGCAGUUCACAAGUUCAACAUUGUUCAUUCAGAUUUAAAACCGGCCAAUUUUCUCCUUGUUCAAGGACGUCUGAAGCUCAUUGAUUUUGGUAUAGCCAACGCGAUACAAGAUGAUACCGUCAAUGUGCAUCGCGAGCAACAAGUUGGAACCCCUAACUACAUGUCACCGGAGGCGCUUAUUGAUUCAAAUGCGUCAUCCGGUUUGCCGGCAAGCGUUGGGAAGAUGAUGAAACUCGGCAAGCCAAGCGAUGUGUGGAGUCUAGGCUGUAUUCUGUACAAGAUGGUUUACGGGCAGCCACCCUUUGCGCGAAUUGCCAAGUACUACGAACGGAUCAUGGCCAUUCCCAACCCCAAAGUGCCCAUUGAGUUUCCCCAGUUCGCCAUUGGCGGCGUGACAGUGCCUCCUGGCUUGGUGCGAACCUUGAAACGUUGCUUGCAGCGAGACCAAACCCUUCGCCCGUCAAUCGAUGAAUUGCUCAGUGAACGAGACCCGUUCCUAUACCCGGAAGCUCAGCUCGAAGGAACAGUUCCCGUGACGCAAGAAAUGAUUGCUCGCAUUCUGACCAAUGUUGUGAAUCACUGUCGAGUUCGCGGUGUACCUAGAGAGGAAGAAUUGGCCGCAUGGCCAGCUGGGUUCUUCACCAAAAUCAAAGCGGCAGUUGAGGAGGAACAUAGAUAA